UCCCCGUAUGCCGUAUAUAUAAUCCGGCUUCCUCCUCCACUGCCCCCUUUCCUUCACCGCAGAGCUGAGCCGGAGGAGGAGGUAAGAAAGGCCCAAAGGGGGAGGGAAGCACGCCAAGCCGAGUCGGAUCCGCCCGCCACGCGACGACGAUCCGGUCGCGGAUCGGAGAUGCCACCGCCUGGCUCCUUCCCGCUGUACUAGCUGAGAACUUUUUUUUUUUACUUCCAGUCGGAUCCCCGGGCUGGUCCGAUUGGCUUGACGCCCGCGGAAGCUCGAUCUCGCCGUGCGAGGUUGGUGGAUUGUUGAUUUGGGGGCGGAUUUGGGUGUUGCGUGUGUGGGGGUGUGGGUUGGAGUCGGUGGGAGCUAGGGUUCCAGUCGGCGGGUGGGCCAGGUAGGCCGGGUGGGCGAGAGUGGGCGAGAUGACGACGCGGCGGGUGAGGCGGCGGACGUGCAGGGAGAAGGGGAAGGGGAAGGAGGUUGUGGAGGAGGAGGGGAGGGUUGUGGAGGAGGGGAGGAGCUUGCGGGGUUGCGUGGCGGCGGAGGAUGGGGAUGGGGGCCGGGAGGAGGUGGGCGGCGAGGGCGUGGACUGGACGCUGCUCCCGGACGACACGGCGCUGCAGCUGUUCGCGCGGCUGAGCUACCGUGACCGCGCGAGCUUGGGGGCGACGUGCCGGACCUGGAGGGCGCUCGGCUCGUCUCCGUGCCUGUGGAGCGCGCUCGACCUGCGCCCGCACCGGUGCGACGCCCAGGUCGCGUCCUCGCUUGCCUCUCGGUGCGGGGGCCUGCGGAGGCUGCGGCUUCGGGGCCACGAGGCGGCCGCGGCGGUGGCCUCCUGCCUCCGCGCCCGCGACCUCCGCGAGGUGGUGGCUGACGGCUGCCGCGGGCUCACGGACGCCACCCUCGCCGUCCUUGCUGCGAGGCAUGAGGCGCUGGAGAGCCUCCAGAUUGGGCCAGACCCCCUCGAGCAUGUCUCCAGCGAUGCCCUCCACCAUGUCGCGCUCUGCUGCUCGCGCCUCCGCCGCCUCCGUCUCUCGGGUCUUCGUGAAGCUACCGCGGAUGCCAUCGGAGCUCUUGCGCGCCACUGCCCUCACCUCGAGGAUGUGGCCUUCCUUGACUGUGUCGUUGUAGAUGAGUCUGCCCUAGGCGACAUCCAUUCCCUCCGAUUCCUCUCUGUAGCAGGAUGCCUGAACAUGAAAUGGGCUACAGCAUCCGCCUCAUGGGCUCAGCUCCCCUCUCUAGUCGCCGUUGAUGUCUCCCGCACUGAUGUGUCUCCAAAUGCUAUCUCCCGCCUAAUAUCCCACUCCAAAACCCUUGAGCUUAUAUGUGCGGUUAACUGCAAAUCUGUCGAAGAGGAACAAGCACAUGAUCCUGCUGUAUUUAGGAACUCCAAGGGCAAGCUUGUGCUCACCAUUACGAGUGACAUUUUCAAAUCUAUUGCCUCGCUGUUUCCUGGCAAGGCUGUGAAGGAGCAUGGGGUGUUCAAUGAGUGUAAUUGGAGGGACAAAAACAAGGUGCUUGGUCAUAUGAUGAGCUGGCUUGAGUGGAUCCUCUCUCAAUCGCUUCUACGAAUUGCAGAGUCCAACCCGUAUGGUAUGGAUGAAUUCUGGUUGCAGCAGGGCACAUCAAUGCUGCUGAGCUUAGUGAAGAGCUCACAGGAGGAUGUGCAGGAGCGUGCAGCUACCACAAUUGCUACAUAUGUGGUUAUUGAUGAUGAAACUGCGAAUGUCGAUGCUGCAAGGUCGGAGGCGGUGAUGCGGGAUGGGGGCAUUCCACUGCUACUGGACCUUGCAAGGUGCUCAAGGGUGAGCGCACAGUCUGAAGCAGCAAAGGCUAUUGCCAACUUAUCGGUGAAUGCCAAGGUUGCGAAGGUGGUCGCAGAUGAGGGGGGUAUCACAAUAUUCACUAAUUUGGCCAAGUCGACGAAUCGGCUUGUUGCUGAAGAAGCCGCUGGUGGCCUUUGGAACCUAUCUGUGGGCGAGGAGCACAAGGCGUCUAUUGCAGCAGCUGGUGGUAUAAAGGCUUUGGUUGAUCUCAUAUUUCGCUGGCCUGCUGGGACUGAUGGAGUUCUUGAACGUGCUGCUGGUGCACUUGCAAACCUAGCUGCUGAUGACAAGUGUAGCUUGGAGGUUGCAAAGGCUGGUGGUGUCCACGCUUUGGUUACGCUUGCUCGAUCGUGUAAACUUGAGGGUGUCUUAGAACAGGCUGCAAGAGCUCUAGCUAACUUAGCUGCACAUGGAGAUAACAACAACAAUAAUGCCGCUGUAGGUCAGGAAGCAGGGGCUCUUGAGGCAUUAGUGCAGCUAACAUGUUCUCAGAACGAGGGUGUAAGGCAAGAAGCUGCUGGUGCUUUGUGGAACCUUUCUUUUGAUGAUAGAAAUCGUGAAGCUAUUGCUGCUGCGGGUGGCGUUCAAGCAUUGGUUUCACUUGCGCAAGAAUGUCUGAAUGCUUCAGAAGGCCUUCAGGAGAGAGCUGCUGGUGCAUUAUGGGGAUUAUCUGUUUCAGAAUCUAACAGCAUUGCGAUUGGACAGGAGGGUGGUGUUGCACCAUUGCUCACAAUGGCACAAUCAGAUGCUGAAGAUGUUCAUGAGACGGCUGCAGGGGCAUUGUGGAAUCUUGCUUUCUAUUCCAGUAAUGCUCUCCGUAUAGUUGAAGAAGGUGGGGUGCCUAUCCUUGUGCACCUAUGCUCGUCAUCAGGGUCAAAGAUGGCUCGGUUCAUGUCUGCGCUUGCCCUUGCUUAUAUGUUUGAUCGAAGAAUGGAUGAGGUUGCCAUUGUUGGGACUUCCUCAGAGGGCAGUUCCAAGGGUGCUACUGUCGAGGGAGCUAGACGAAUGGCAUUGAAGCAUAUACAACUCUUUGUGUUGACGUUUUCAGAUCCACAAGUGUUCUCGACAGCUGCAGCUUCCUCAGCCCCAGCAGCGCUAUCUCAGGUUGCUGAAGCAGUGUUUAUACAAGAAGCUGGACACCUGAGAUGCAGUGGUGCUGAGAUUGGUAGAUUUGUUGCCAUGCUUCGGAAUCCUACAUCAGUUCUCCGUGCUUGUGCUGCAUUUGCCCUUCUUCAGUUCACAAUCCCUGGAGGUCGGCAUGCGGUGCACCAUGCAGGCCUUCUGCAGAAAGCAGGAGCAGCUCGAGUCUUGCGUGCAGCAGCGGCAGCAACAUCAGCUUCCAUCGAGGCCAAAGUGUUCGCCAGAAUUGUCCUUAGGAAUCUGGAACACCAUCAGGCAGGGACUUCAAUCUGAAACUACAGAGGCGAGCAGUUUGUAAGUGCACUGCUAAUCCCCCACAAGGCGUAGCUUCUGACGCCGCCUGCACUGGCCUCAAAACAGGCACAAACUCAAAGUGCCUGUCCGCGCGAGCAGUGACCUUUGGGACUCCACCUAAUCAGAACCGUGAGACAAAAUGAAUGCAAUCUGGCGAUGGUUGGCUGUUGUUGAGUGUGCAAUUUUUAUGUUAAUUUAUCCGGCGUGUAAAAGUAACUUCAAAAGGUUAGGAUCGGUAGGACUUGAGAGCUUUGAUGGUAUAUACAUCUUUAAGCUAUGGGUAAAUUGCUACCUGGUGAUUUAAGGUGCGUGACAGCAGGAAACAUUGUUGGGCUGCUUCACUUAUUGCAACAACACAUGUAAUGUAAACUUGUAGAUGUGCUACUGCUGAUUUGAUAUAUGAAUCGCCCCCCAUGAGUACUCCUGUACAUUUUUAGGUAAA
This is a messenger RNA of Brachypodium distachyon (stiff brome), 3699 nucleotides long. RefSeq names its product protein ARABIDILLO 1. NCBI's taxonomy places the organism in Eukaryota, Viridiplantae, Streptophyta, Magnoliopsida, Poales, Poaceae. The coding region runs from base 420 to 3236 and encodes 938 amino acids. Gene Ontology annotation, molecular function: protein binding. The transcript has 12 exons. The record is from RefSeq and is a predicted model, not a curated record.